Molecule: messenger RNA, 1932 nt
Organism: Struthio camelus australis
Lineage: Eukaryota; Metazoa; Chordata; Aves; Struthioniformes; Struthionidae
Gene: GP5
Product: glycoprotein V platelet
Cellular component (GO): extracellular matrix
Molecular function (GO): protein binding
Source: RefSeq, a predicted model, not a curated record
AUGUUGGUGUUUUUGUCAGUGAUGAUCAAGCUUUUCCUCCAGUUGGAUGCAUCUGUUUGUCCUGAGAAAUGUGACUGCUCUUUGAAAAACGGAAUUCGUUGCUCUGGUCCCCAUGUAAAAGACCUGGAAUCAUUAAGUCUGCCUUGCAACGUGACAGAGAUUCACAUAACGAACGCUAACGUAACGUACUUGCAAGAUGUGUUUUCUGGGAUGUUGGAGCUACAGCAUCUCAUCUUAACUUCAAACAGUAUCUCUUUGAUUUCACCAAUGGCUUUUAAAGGCUUGAGAAGGCUGAAAGCCCUCAAACUGCUAGAUAAUAAGCUGGUUGAGCUUCCUGCGGGAGUGUUUGAUGACAUGGUAUUCCUUCAGCAAUUGAUCAUAGAAAAUAACAAGUUGAAAUGCAUAGGAGAGAAUCUGUUUGACAGACUAGUCCGUUUGGAGGAGCUUUUUUUGAACAAAAACCAACUAACAGCGCUUCCUAGCGGCGUACUGAAGAAACUUGCCAAACUCAAAGUACUGAACUUGUCGAGGAACUCUUUGGCAGCACUGCCUGGAACUAUAUUUAGUGCAUUGACCAGACUUCAGAAACUGAUGCUGUAUUUUAACCAGCUCUCUUCAAUAGAGUCUGGUUUGUUUGAUAGCCUGAAGGAGCUACUAGAACUCUUCCUGCAUUGCAAUAACAUCCAGUCCAUUGCCCCUGAUGCAUUUCACUGUCUUCGUAAACUAAAAAUCCUGACGCUCUCCAGGAACAAGCUUGAGCUUUUGCCUGCUGGGCUUUUUCUGCACUUGCAUAACCUGUCUAAAUUGACUUUGUACAGGAAUCCGCUGAAGUCUCUUCCGGAAGUAUUGUUUGGAGAAAUGAGGAAUCUUGGUAGCCUGUGGUUGUAUCACACACAGCUCUCGACUAUACCAGAUUUUGUGUUCAGUAACUUGACAAAUUUAGAGCUUCUUGUGCUGAGUUUCAAUCCAGAACUUAGUGUUCUCCCUAGGAAUGUUUUCAGUGGUCUGAAUGAACUGCGGGGCCUGUCUCUGCAUACAAGUAAUAUUUCCAGUCUGCCAGAGGGCAUCUUCCUGAGCCUUCAGAAGCUGCAGAACGUUUCCGUUUUUGAUUCGAGGCUUGAGUUUCUUCCUAGUAACCUCUUCCAUAAUCUCAAGCACCUUCAGAAAGUUUACCUCAAUAGUACUAAGCUACGGUCUCUUCCUGGAGAAUUUUUUACCACUUUACCUGAGCUACAAGAAGUCUUCCUUGAUAACAACCCUUGGAAAUGUGAUUGCCAAAUCCUUGGCUUCCGUGAAUGGCUCCAAAAGAGCACUGAUAUAGUAAAAAAAGUACAAUCUCUAAUGUGUGACAGCCCACUGGCACUGAGGAAUAUUCCUCUUGUGGCUCUAACAGAUCAUCACCUGAGCUGCCUGCCAACUACCGCCACUACAUACCAGACACUCAGAAGCUCAGCUCAUUUCCAAAUUUCAACUUCCCUGGUGACAGAACAGCUGAAAUCCACUUUGACCCCCAUAACAGCGGUGCCCAGCAUAGAUAUUAAUGCACCUACAUCGAUGCCUCUUGCAACUCUAGGUUUUACUUAUUCACGCGUUCAGGAUGUUGGACGGUCUCAUUUCUCGGGUGUUCCAACUCAAACUUCUCCCAGCAUCAUAGUAGAAACCAACAGUGUAAAAGGAACAGAUUUAACUACUUUUGCCUGGUGGGAGGAGUUGCCAGCCCGCAUGAGUGCCGAGUCAUAUUUUAAUACUAGGGUUGCCUAUUGUCAGUUCUUCUUGUGUCUACAUAGUUUGAUUUUAGCGGUCCAAAUGGCAACCAUUGUGAUCACUCUAUAUGUGAUGUGUAAAACUAGGCAGUUCUUACACUCUGAGGAUAUUCCUGCUCAGCCUGUUGUUCUGAUAAAAAUUCUAAAAGAAGUAAAGAAUAUCAGCUAA